This is a messenger RNA of Cylas formicarius (sweet potato weevil), 4768 nucleotides long. Its product is annotated as tectonin beta-propeller repeat-containing protein. Gene Ontology annotation, cellular component: membrane. Gene Ontology annotation, molecular function: carbohydrate binding. The record is from RefSeq and is a predicted model, not a curated record. The coding region runs from base 884 to 4294 and encodes 1136 amino acids. The transcript is spliced from 14 exons. NCBI's taxonomy places the organism in Eukaryota, Metazoa, Arthropoda, Insecta, Coleoptera, Brentidae.
CCUCAUUUUUUGUGGGGGUUGGGCGGUGAUCAUCAGAUUUACGUUUAUGUUCAUGGACUGGAUAUUCCAAUAAGGAUUCGGGAAGAGUCCUACGAAAACGAGGUCAAAAUUGGAAUUUUAUAAGGAGAUAAUAGAAAAAAACCUGUUACCAGCCUCUUUCAACAAAAACUGGACUGAAACAUUUUACUUGUGGUGUUCUCAAUUAAAGAAUCUUUUUAUUAUUUGCGUUUUAUUUGGUCGUGCCUUUCUGAAAGUUUCCAAGAUCAUUUGAGUAAAAAAUCCAUUCAUAAAAAUGCAAAAAAAUUGAUUAUUUUGUGUUAGGUAAACAAAUCGCAAAAAUAUAAUAAUGGUUACCCUUGAUCAACAUUGAUCAACGAUCCAAGUGUCUUCUAAUGAAAGUCUUGUAGUUUCUAACAAAUUUCAUAACCUUGAAGUAGUAGAUAGUUUCAAGUUUCGAUAAGGUAAAAUGAAACUUUUUAUAUAGAUGCUAAUUUUUUGUUUUUUGAAUUUAACAAUUCUACAAAUAAAUUGUAUAAAAAUAAGUCAUCGCUCUUCUUGAGAAAAGAAAGGACAAAUUUUGCUAUGUAUCACUUUCUCUGUCACGCUAACAACAAAUAUAUUUGUGCACAAAAAUGUUUGGGGAUGCUUGUUCGUAUGGCAAAAACAGACUUCAUUAUUACAUAAAAAAUUCCACACCCCUUGAAAAAUAAUUUUUUUCACAAAUAAAUCCAAACUUUAGAACAAAAAAAAUUAAUUAUUAAGUGUUUAGCGAUGGUUUCCGACAGUAGGCUUCACUUCGAAGCUGUUGCCCACCGACCGUUAUCAUUUUUCCGACGCGGAAGGUCUGACAGACAGAUCAAUAGAUAAAAUCCGCUUGCCAUCAAUGGCAUGGCAAUGGGAAGGAGAUUGGCAGCUGGAACUCACCUUAGAUGGUCAACCUUUAGACCAUAAUGGCUGGGCAUACGCUGUGGAUUUCCCUAGCACAUACUUUCCCAAAAAGCAAUGGACUAGUUGCGUUAGACGAAGGAUCUGGGUCCGAACAGCAAAGUACUGUGCAAUGAAUUCGUGGUGUGCUAUAGCUCCUCUGCACAAAGAUGCUACUUCAGAACCUUUCAUAGACGUCUCUAUUGGAGGACAACAUGUGCCUGGAGCCGAGCCGGGAAUUAUGCUAGUGUGGGCUGUAACAGCCCACAACAGGGUAAUGUUUAGACAAGGUGUGAGUACCAAAUCCCCUGAAGGAUGCCGUUGGAACCAUAUCCAGGUACCGCCUGGUUGCGAAGUCAAUCAGAUCAGCGUAGGCCCUGCUGGGUUAGUGUGGGCGGCUCUGUUGGAUGGUAGAGCGAUUGUCAGAAUGGGAGUCACUAGAGAUAAUCUGCAGGGUGAAUUGUGGGUGGAAGUCCGGUGCCCAGGCGAAAACUUAAAAAUUAACCAGCUUAGUGUGGGUAAUUGUUCUGUAUGGGCGGUGACACACGACAGACAAGUAUGGUUUCGAAAGGGUAUAAAGGGCGAAGGGGCGGGAAUGAGCGAGGAACUAGCCGCGGGCUGCGGUUGGGUCGAGAUGGUUGGUCGUAUGUGUCAAAUUUCUGUCACGUCCAACGACCAGGUGUUUGCGGUUGGCGCGGACGACCGCGUCAUCUACUAUCGAACCGGCAUUUACGCCCAAGAUCCGACUGGGAAACGGUGGAAGGCGUUGGCGGCUCCCUUACAAGUCAGUAGAGCUAGUAGCAACGCCAGUCUCGGUAGAGAUAAAUUCCAUCGUAGCUUGAAUCACUUGGGGAGUCGCCCGUGUAGCAUGAUAGAGCAGUCCCACCUGCCGGACUUGGAGGAGCAAUCACAUUCCGCACCUUUGGUACCGACUUCUUUGCCGAUUGGCGAUUGUAAAUUUGAGAUUCAACCGAAGAAUCCCAAAGCUUGGAGUCCAGUACACUCAGUCGGAUCGAUAGUUGGGACUGAAGUGCACCCAGAAACAGAUGAGAGUGUAUGGAGCGAAUCUAGUCGGGAUUCCUGUAUUUUCGCGGAAGACGAGGAGAUGGGCUGGGCGGAGUACGAUACCCCAUGGAGCUGGGUAGAUGCUGGCGCUUGUCUAAUAGAACCGAACCAACCACCCAAUUGGUUCUCCGAGGCAGGUUUUGGGUCGAUGCCAGAAGAAUUCGAACAGCCCUGGCGUAAAAAAAUCCUAGACGACUUAAAAUCGCGAUUACCCAACCAAGACAAGUACGGGUUAUACGAAAGAGCGGUCGAUACGACGUCCUGGAUUCAACGGGUCGAGGCCAAAGUUAAUUUGGGAAAUUCCUUGUACACGGACUGCGUUCUGCAGCUUGAAUGGAUACAGACUGCCGGAACAUUGACGAUAUUGAAUCCCGACGGUGCCACGGCUAUGUAUUCGUUUACCUUGGCCGACGUGACUUGCGUGCAGUUGAGUAGCGAACCUGGAAGUCCCAGGCUGUCGGUUCACACGCCCCGAAACUAUCCGGCAAUUGUAGUUUUGCAGUUUACCAGCGACGCUGUUUUGGAAGAGUGGCAAACUCAUUUCGCUACAACCUGCGGGAAACUGCGUGAUGCUUUGGGCAAACCCAGCGAGGAAUCAGUCUGGGCUGUAACCAACCUGGGAGAUGUGUUCUUGUGGGAUCCCAGUCACCUCGAGGGCAACCAGCUGCGCGAGGACGACUGUUAUGUGCAAAAGUACAAUCUUAGCGGCAAAGAAUGUCCAGUUAAGGUGGCGUUACACGUGGGCUGCAUGCCCGGAACCAUAAUCACCCUAACCGGAUGCGUGAGUGAUGAAGCCGAACGUCUGGGUAUCAAUCUUGAAGCCCACACAACUUACAAGCCCAAACACAAAGCUUUCGCGGAAUGGCAGAAUGUCUGCCUUCACUUUAACCCCAGAUUUGGGGAAGAAUGCGUAGUUAGGAAUUCAAUGAUAGAGGGCAAAUGGGGCACCGAGGAGAAACACGGCCCAAUGCCUUUCUCGAGGGGACAAGAGUUCAAGGUGCAAAUAGAGAGCACUGAAGAUGCCUUUAUAAUUUUUAUAGACGACGAAAAGUUCACUAGUUAUAGGCACCGAUUGCCUCCGCAGUGCGCUUGUAUUUUGCAUUUGUGGGGUAAAAUGCAACCCUUCAGGCUAGUUAUCAAAAGUCCCGUGAUCGCGGUAGAUCCUUUAGAAUUAUAUUGGAGACAACUAGGAGGACAUUUGAGACGGGUUGAGAGUUGUAACGCAGGAGUCACUUGGGGUAUCGGUUAUGAUCACACUGCUUGGGUAUACAACGGGGGCUUCGGUGGUGGCUUUCUGGGCACUUUGGAUAGUCAGACAGUACAUCCAAUGGCGGAUUCACAAGAUUACAGAGUGUACGAAAAUCAAAGAUGGAAUCCGGUGGCGGGAUACAGCGCUUCAGGUUUGCCAACCGAUAGACACAUGUGGAGCGACGCUAGCGGUAAGCAUAAGAGGCCCAAGGACCAAGUCAAACUACUCUCAAACCAUUGGCAGUGGAUUUCCGACUGGAUGGUCGAUUUUCACGUCCCUGGUGGUGUCGAUAAAGACGGAUGGCAGUAUGCCGUAGAUUUUCCCGCUACUUAUCAUUCAUACAAAUCUUAUCUGGAUUUGGUUAGAAGAAGAAGAUGGUAUAGAAGGUGCGCCAUAGCCACAACUGGGCCCUGGCAAGAGUUAGGUCACACGAAACUGUUAGAUGUUUCUCUUGAGCCCGUUAGCGACGAACCCGAUGCGAAAAUAUCUGUCUGGGCUUUGGCGUCAGGUGGCCAGGCGAUGGUUCGAGUAGGCGUUUCGAGAGCUAAUCCAUUAGGUCACGUUUGGGAACAUGUCAAAACUGACCAACCGCUCAGCAGUGUCAGCUGCGGACCAUAUAAUCAAGUAUGGGCCACAGGUAAAAAAGGCUGCGCAUAUGUAAGAAGAUACAUCACAAGAGAGUUGCUGGAAGGAGAGCGUUGGACAUGUGUGGAACCUCCACCAGGGGCGCAGCUUAAGCAGAUCUCGGUCAACUCGGCAGGAAUAUGGGCAGUGGACACGCUGGCCAGGUUAAAUGUAAGGAAGGAGGUCACCGACGUUUUCCCCGAAGGUACACAUUGGCAGACCAUUGUGCCUGAUCCGCCUAUAUUAAGUUCUGCACCAAACACCAAGGGUUUUAAACACGUUAGCGUAGGCAAGUCAGAGGUAUGGGCGGUGACGGAUGGUGGAGUUGUCGUGAGAAGAUUGGGUCUUUCUCCAACCAAUAUUGCUGGGUCUGGCUGGGAUAUUGGUAUCGCAGGUAACUGGCAGCAGAUUAGCAUUAGAGCUUUCAGGUGAGAAAAGAUAUUUUUUAAGCUAAAUUUUUUGGUUUGACAGCAAGCAAUUGUGAUCUUUGUGUUAAAAGGCCAUUAUUUUAAUUGAUAUUGUAUAUCAGUGUCCUUCAUUACAUUCCAAAUUAAUUUAAUAGUUUAAAUUCACAGUUUAUAUAAUAUCUACUUAAUAUAUUGUAUAUGUGAAAUAUUUCUGGAUGCUUCCAAGAAACAUGGCAGAUUUUUUUGUCAUUCAGUAUUAUCUUCGGCUGAAAAUAUCACCAUUUAUUUGAAAUUUACAACGCUGUGCAUUUAAAUUUUAGCUUAUCUUGUUAUGGACAAAUAUACUUUAUAUAUAUUUAAAACAAAAUAAUGUAACAAUGUUUUACUAGCUGAAUAUUUUAUUUUAUUUUUCAUUGAUAUCUUUUGAAGUGAUUUUUUUUAUUAUUUAAAGUGUUCAUCAAAUUGAUUGAUUGUGAUAUUUUAUUUGUUUUAGUUAAAU